Messenger RNA from Cotesia congregata, 414 nucleotides. The record is from the annotation of a GenBank genome assembly. Lineage: Eukaryota; Metazoa; Arthropoda; Insecta; Hymenoptera; Braconidae.
AUGAAGCUGCUUCUUCAAUUUCUCCGGAGGUUCAUGGAUCCACUUAUGUUGAAACCUGAAAUCUUUUACGAUAACGUCCAUAACAUAAUCUUUGAAGCAGUUUCGAAUCAACUUAAUUUGUUUGAAGUAGAUGUUGGACCCGAUUGUCGAGAGUAUUUACUGCUUCAACAAAAGUCUGGAGUUCCUGAAUCAAUCAUUAAGCAGGUGCGCAACGAUUGUUUAAAAUUUCUUGUAACCGCUUCCAUUGAAAUCCGCCGGAGACUGCCGAUCGAUGAUCCAUUUCUCUCAGAUCUGACAGUUUUCGCGAAGGAAACUACCCUCUUCGAUCCUGACAGGAAUUCAUCGUUUUCGAAAGUAGAAAACACCUGUCAUGCUCUUAAGGUUCCCAGAGGGAGACUUAUUCAGGAAGAGUAG